Molecule: messenger RNA, 966 nt
Organism: Letharia columbiana
Lineage: Eukaryota; Fungi; Ascomycota; Lecanoromycetes; Lecanorales; Parmeliaceae
Exons: 5
Coding region: 1-966 (321 amino acids)
Biological process (GO): mitochondrial phosphate ion transmembrane transport
Cellular component (GO): mitochondrial inner membrane
Molecular function (GO): phosphate transmembrane transporter activity
Source: RefSeq, a predicted model, not a curated record
AUGGCUGCGUCAACUGGGUCGACGAAGCUAGAUGGCCUGGUACAAAAGGCUUCUGCAAACACCCCAGAGAAGCUGAGCGGUCUUGCACUCUACUCGAGAUUCGCAUUGGCUGGUGCAAUCUGCUGCUCGGUCACUCAUGGAGGUCUCACACCUGUUGACGUUGUCAAGACACGGAUACAACUCGAUCCCAUUACCUACAACAAGGGAAUGAUUGGAGGCUUCCGUCAAGUCAUUAAGAACGAAGGCUAUGGCGCACUUGCGACUGGCUUUGGCCCUACCGCUGCUGGAUACUUCCUGCAGGGUGCUUUCAAGUUCGGGGGAUACGAACUCUUCAAGCAACAAUGCAUCACCUAUUUUGGCUACGAGACCGCAUCGAAUAAUCGGACGGCGGUCUACCUAGCUUCAUCGGCUUUGGCAGAAUUCUUUGCCGACAUUGCACUCUGCCCACUGGAGGCCACCAGGAUUCGACUUGUCUCUCAGCCUACUUUUGCUUCUGGCCUGUUGAGCGGAUUUGGGAAGAUCUACAAGCAGGAGGGUGUUGGUGCUUUCUACUCAGGAUUCGGACCGAUUCUCUUCAAGCAGGUGCCCUACACAAUGGCCAAGUUCGUGGUCUACGAAAAGGUUGCAGAAGCCGUCUACCAACGCGUCGACAAGUCUAAGACAUCUGAUGGCAUGCAAACCGUCAUAAAUCUCGGAUCUGGUCUCAUGGCCGGAUUCGCAGCAGCCCUUGUCUCGCAGCCGGCCGAUACCAUGCUCAGCAAGAUUAACAAAACCAAAGGACUACCCGGAGAAGGCACGACGAGCCGUCUCAUCAAGAUCGCAAAGGAGCUUGGACUUCGUGGAAGCUACACUGGUAUCGGUGCUCGUCUCUUCAUGGUGGGAACAUUGACGGCCGGACAGUUUGCUAUUUACGGUGAUAUCAAGAAGUUUCUUGGUGCCACUGGUGGCGUAGAGAUUGCGAAAUGA